AUGAGAAUGUCAAGAAAAACUAAAGUACAGUUUGAAGGAGAAUCUCCUCCAACAAGUGCGACAACAGAAAGCGCUGCUGAUAAAAUUUCCCAUCCUUCAAAUGCCGGAUUUUCUGAUCCACAAGUCGUAGAAGCUCCCGAAGAUUCAACUGAGCAGCAGGCAAAAAAGGCAGAUGACGAGAAGACCGAGCCAUGGAACAUUGCAAAAACAGAACCAAAUAUAACAGAAUUCGCUCUUCCGUCGUCGAAAUCGCAUCGAAAUAGGAUCAUUUUAUGGCACACUUUCAAUAUUCUAAUUGGGGUUUUGUGCGUCGUAUCGAAUGCGCUUCAGUACUUUUCUUUUGCUGAGAUGAAUAAUGAGUUCCAUAUAGCGAGCAUAAGUGAAGAUACAACACCUGGCGGUAGUGAGACUCGCUCUCGAAUACUUGGCGGUUAUCAAAUGGAAUAUAGAAGCUCAAGAAACGCAGAAGAUUUUACAGAGUUCAAAAUCUUGUUCGCGGUACUCCUCAUCCCAGAAUUCUACACAUUUUUAUAUUGCCUCUACUUUGCGAUCUUCAAAAGACCGCCAUUCCCCAAAUUCCUACAGAUCCUAGUAACUUGUGUCACCGAAAUGAUAUACGCCGUUGGAGUGGGGUUUUAUGUGUUUUAUCUUGCACCGGAUAUAUCAAGGACGAUGAACGUGGCGGUCUUAAUGUUUCCCACAGCCGUGCCCUUAGUGUUCUCUUUAUUUCAAGAUAAAACAGUUGAAGAAGCUAAACAAGCGGCGGAAGAAGCUAACGCUGGUAAUCAACAAGUUCAAAUCGAGGAGAAAAAAGGGGUUCUGAAAAAAUGUUGUGAACCAAUCCUUUCUGUUUUGAAAAAAUUCGCCCCUUACGGCCAAUGGAUUUUCUUUACGAUUGGACAUGUGAUGAUGUUUUUCGACACGGACGACAUCGUGAAGAGCUUGUUCGUAAUUCUUUGCGUGAAUAUGAUGUCCGUUCCAAACUAUAUCAACUUUUCAAUUUGCCCGAGUAAUUCUGUAAUUGCAACGAUCCAUUCUGUUGGCCGAGGAAUCAAAAAGAAAUCUCCAGAUUCAGGGGCAAAUCGAAGCCCUAAGAAAUCAGAAAAUAAGAAGCAAGAAGACCCAGAACUUUCGAUCAUCAUUUCGCACCUCUUUGCAACUCCGAUGAAAUGCAUCAUUCUCGCCCUCAUCGUCUUCCUUCCUCACGAUAAUCGGCCCUCAUAUGAGCACCCUGGGGACAACUUCCAGCUCUGGAUGAUCGUUUAUGCAAUCAGCACAGUAAUGACAUCAUAUCUGCAAAAAGUAUCAGUAAAACUUGGCCUUCAAAAAUCUGGUCUAGCUGUAUCCGGAGCCUUAGGACCCCUGAUCGCGCUUUGUGCGGUAUUUUUUCAAGAUGCUACUCGAAUGGAAUCGCAAAUUUUUCAAGGGGAACUGGAAUACGAGAAUGAUCAUUUGCUUUUUACGGAAGUUUAUCCACAAGUCCCUGGUUAUCAGAAUCGAUCACUUUCUGAUACUACUCGGGAAUCAUCAACGAUUGAGACUUCCUUGAUCAUGUCAUUUGUCACCGGGCUCUUGGGGAUCUUGCAUCUACUCUGCCUCACUCAAUAUAUUUGGACGCCGAGAAAUUUCAUCUACCCUCUUGAUCGACACGUGUUUAUGCUUCCUGCAUUUCGCCCCGUUGGAACAUCCACAUUUUCGCUUCUCAACAGAAGAACCAUUGAUAUCAUAGAAGAGCAAGAAAGUGACGCUUUCAACAAAGAGUUCAGUUCUGGAUCGAAAAAGACAACUCGGGUUUCCGGAAGAAAAACGAACAAGUCAGGCAUGUGGUCAAAGGGGCAGAAGAAUCCUUACAUCUUUAUAUGCACAACGUUGUGGCACGAAGAAGAUUUUGAAAUGGCGACUCUUUUGAGAUCGGUGGUCAAACUUCUCCGCCACGCGCGGAUGAAAAAAAAUGAUCCUUCUCAAGAAAAUCAGUAUGAACUCGAAAUGCACAUUUUCUUUGACAAUGUUUUCGUCAACAAACCGACGGACAAAGAAAAAGAAGAAGUCAAAAAGGAUAAACAAGAACGAGAAGAAGUCGAGAAAAGUGAUAAAAAUGAAGAUAAAAAGAAAAGUAAACCGAAAAAACUUCCAACAGACGACUUUAUUGACGCGAAAGAAUGGAUGCAGCUGAACGAAUGGGUAGUUCAAUUUCAAACCGUAUUCAAAGAUGUUCUUUCAAAGUACGAAGAUAACGAAUACAUCACACCCAAAGCGCUCGAAGAAGGAAAAAUCAUCAGAACUCCUUAUGGCGGUCGAGUGGUUUAUAAAAUCGCCGGCUAUGAUUUCGUCAUUCACCUGAAGGACGCCGAACUCGUGCAACGUGGAAAACGAUGGAGUCAAGUGAUGUAUCUCUACUACCUGAUCGGCUGGAAGAUUGAUGCCUGUGAGCUUCGAGAUUCUGAUAAUAUGAGAGUAAAGAAAUCAAAGUCUUUCGUGCUGGCUCUUGACGGCGAUGUUGAUUUUGAACCUGAUGCAUUCGAAUUAGUCCUUGAUCGCUGCAUGAGAAACGAUAAACUUGCCGCUUGUUGUGGCGCGAUUCACCCUAAAGGAUCAGGUUGGCUGGUGGCUUAUCAGAACUUUGAAUACGCGGUGGGUCACUGGCUCCAAAAAGCAGCGGAACAUGUGUUGGGUUGUGUUCUUUGCUCGCCAGGAUGUUUUUCGCUUAUGAGAGUGAGUUAUUUGAGUGAACCGAAUGUCAUGGCGAUGUACAAGUCUCUCGCGCUGAAUCCGAUGGAAAAGCUUCAAUAUGAUCAGGGUGAAGAUAGAUGGCUCUGUACUUUGAUGCUCUUUUCCGGUGGACGAAUAGAGUACGAAGGAUCUUCUCACUGUAAUACCUUUGCUCCAGAAGAUCUUCCAACAUUUUACAAACAGCGGCGGCGAUGGGGUCCAUCAACGACAGCAAACAUCUGGAAUCUCGUUGCUCAACAGAAACUAGCUAGAAGCUCUAACCCGUACAUAUCUGUGCCCUACAUUUUGUACCAAUUCACCGUCAUGGUAUUUGCUCUUAUAGGCGUUUCGACGACAAUGAUGAUGGUAGCGGAAGCAUUUUCUCUUGGAGUUGGAAACUCGAUUCCUAGAUGGGUUUGCUAUUUCAUCGUAAUUUUUCCCGUCGCAAUUUUUACUAUGGCUUGUUAUUUAUCAAACGACGGAGACUUUCAAAUUCAGCUCGCCACCUGGUUCUCGCUUGCAUUUUCUUUUCUGAUGGCGCUUGUGUUCAUAGGAAUUUUUAUAGAGGGCAUGACUUGCCCUUUCUCCCCAAGUUUCAUGUUUUUUGUGGCGAUGGCUGGAAUACACAUAGUCGCUGCGAUUCUUCACUGGGAUUUUUAUGCUCUUCUCUGUGGGGUGGUUUACUUCCUUUUCAUUCCCUCUUGCUUCAUCUUUCUGCAAAUCUACUCGAUCGCGAACUUGAAUGACUGUUCUUGGGGAACCAGGCAAGCAGCAAGCACAGAUAAGAAAGUUGAAAAGACCUUUUGGCAACGGGUUACCGGGAAAAAUCCGGAGCAAAUUCGAAAAGAGGAGGAAGAAGGUCUUGAUGGAACUAACUGUGCUUGUUUGAUUUGCAUGGACUCGUAUGAUAUAAGAUCGAAAGAAGAAGGCGAGAAUAAGAGUCUGUUGAAGAAGGAUGAGGCGAAUACUAAGGAUAAAGCAAAAACUGAAGAGCCUAAAAAUGAAGAUAAAACGAAAGAAAAGAAGAAAAAGAUUCAAAAUAGCGGUAAACUUAAAAGAAAAGCUCGUCCAGAAACUUACUAUGAGUUUGUUCCAACUCGAGAAAGAGAGACUUUUCCCGUUGAAAAAGAAGAAGAUUUAGAAAAGCAGGGGAUAAUGAAAGCAAAGAUUGAGGGAAAAAUAAAGUACGCAAAUAACAAAAAUGAACGACGAAAGAGUCAGCAUCAAACAGCUGUUGGGGAUGAGUCAUCGGCUGCUGAAGCAAGCGAUAAAGUUUUCCUAGAACCAAUAACGCAAGAACGGCUGUAUGGAGGAUUCACCAUCAAAACAUUGAGAUCCCAAGAUGAAAGGCAUUGGUGUCUCUUCAUGAACAACCCUCGCGUGAAAGAGGAGAAUCGCAAAGAAAAGAAACCGAAGGGAGAGUUUAGAAACUGGAAACUGGAGGACGUCAGGGAUAGGGAAAUCAAACUGUAUAAGAAAUUUCAAUCGAAAUAUCUUAGUUGGGUCCUUGGUGAUGGAUCUCCGUUUCACAAAAAUUGCAAGGUUUACACAUUGAGCAAUCCUGAGCAAGAGUUUUGGGAACGAAUGCAAGACCCAACUGAUGGCUUCAUUGGGAUCAAAAAGAAGGGAAGAAACAGCAAAACAGUCGAAAAGCACGAAAACAAAUUGGCUGAGGAAAUGACAAAGUUCAAGGAUGAGAAGUUCAUGUAUUUUAUAUUCAUCAAUAUUCUUUGGAUAAUUGUCUCUUGCACCAUUUUGAAGUACUCUUACUUGCUUGGACAUAUUGAUAUUCCAAUUAAUAAUCACGAGCAGUUUCCUACUUGUGGAAUGAAAUUCGAGGAUGAAGAUGAAGAUAACCAGCCUUGCGAAAAUGAGUCUAUUUGCGACGACUGCAUUCCACUGCCAAAAAUGAGUGACAAGGGUGAGCCAGGGGCCCUCAAAAAGACCUCCAGAAUCCCCAGAAGUGUUUUCGAUAAAAUCGUAAAAGCGCACGGCGAAGAAGGAGAAUUCGCGGACGGAUGUUUUUUCGACUUUAAAAUCGACAUCGUCUUCGAUUGGCUCCUUCAACUGAAGCCGUACUUCCAACAUCCUCCAUCCCGAGCCAAGGCGGAUGAAUUAAUCCGAAAAAUGAUCCAAAAUCCAGGAACUCAAAUCGAAACUGAGUCUCUGACUCGGUAUUUCCUCAUGUUCCGACGAUUGCAGCUGAAGAAUAUGUUCGCGGUUAUCAAGAUGCGAGCAUACAAAAAUCCUUCGGGUCUUCCCCUUCAUGACGAAAUCGAGGAUGCCGAUGAGGCAGCAUCCGAUGCAGCUCUAUCCGAUGCGGCGCCUUCUAGCAGUGCUAGUUCCAGCUCCAUCGAGACAAUCGUUCCCUGCACAAAAGCUACAUUCAAAGAACGUGAACGAGGAAAGAAAAAUGAAAUUAUCAAUAUGGGGCGGGGAAUGCCUGUCGUCUUUUACAAAGACGUACGGCCUCUUGACCCCGCUUCCCGAGAAUUCACGUGGGAAAAGUUCAUCAUGUAUGAAUAUUCAAAGAAGAAGAGUUCUGAGUCUGGGCUUUCAUUCGAGAACCUGGAAAUUUGGAAAGAAAAGAAUAAAAAGGACUCAAACUGUCGCAAGAUAGUUGAAGGAUGGAAAAAAAUGAAGACAACUUACAGUCCACUGGGAGUAAGCGAAAUGGUUCUCACUUACUUCCCGCGCCUUUUGAAAAAACCAUAUGCCCAAAAACUCGAGCAUUUCAAAAAUCUGCUUCGAUCGCAUACGCCCGUCACAAAGGAGGUCUUCGAUAAAAAAGCCUCGUCUUUCGGCUUGGAACAUCAACUCAACUGGGAUACGGAGAAAAAGUUCAAGACCGACAUAAAACAAAGCAUCGACUAUUGGAAAAACAUGAUCCUGGAGAAGCGCGCUACUCCAGCUGUCGGCAGCCAGUACACACUAGACAUUCGAACCGAGUCCAAGAAGAAACGCUCGGCACUGCCCGCCACCGGCCCAGCAGCAAAAAAGAAAGCACUGCCUUAA
Oikopleura dioica is the source of this 5724-nucleotide messenger RNA. The record is from the annotation of a GenBank genome assembly. Lineage: Eukaryota; Metazoa; Chordata; Appendicularia; Copelata; Oikopleuridae.